Messenger RNA from Phycomyces blakesleeanus NRRL 1555(-), 870 nucleotides. RefSeq lists its product as hypothetical. The transcript has 4 exons. The coding region runs from base 1 to 870 and encodes 289 amino acids. NCBI's taxonomy places the organism in Eukaryota, Fungi, Mucoromycota, Mucoromycetes, Mucorales, Phycomycetaceae. The record is from RefSeq and is a predicted model, not a curated record.
AUGUUGGCAGAUCCAGCCACAAGAGAACUCCUCUGUUACAGAGCAAACCAGAAAUCUGUAGCUGGUCAGCUAACCGACAUUUUUGAUGGUGACAAUUACAAGCAGUUGGUGCAGCAGGGCCUGUUCUCCAAUCCCAAUGAUAUUGCCAUUAGGCUUUUACCAAUGGAUCCAUCCAUCAGAUAUACCAACAAAUACCUUUUGCAACUGGCAAUCUUGCCUGGCCCCAAGAAGCCAACUCAUUUGGACUCCUUUCUUAUAUCCAUCAUCAAUGAAUUGCAAGAUCUUGAGGCACAUGACUUGGUUGUCAAGCACAAUGGAGUGGAGCUUUGCAGAUUCAAGGUCUAUCUGCUGCUUGCUUCUGGUAAUAUUCCAGCUGUAGCUGAUAUGGCCCACAUUGGUUCCCAUACAAGUUUAUUUGGUUGCCGUUUUUGUGAGACCAAAGGCAAAUGCCCUACUAACAGAUGGCAUGGCAUGUACUUUGAUGACAUUUCUGCCCAGUUAAGACCUUUGGAAGACUUCAAAGUAGGCAACCCUUUGAAGAACAUAUACCAGCCAAGCAUAUAUACCCAACUCUCAACCUUCUCUGGAUCAUCAUUUUUUGUAUUAGAUGAACUUCAUUUAAUUGCAAGAGGAAUUGGAAAGCUUGUGUAUAACCUGAUUACCAUCACCCUCAUAAAGGAAACCAAAUUUUAUUAUACCCAUCCAGACAGUACCCUCAAUACCACCAAAUACCCUUUUCAUAUACCAAGAGCAGAUCUUGUAACAAUUGGAAACUGUAUCACCAGCUCACAAAAAUAUAUACCCACCUCAUUUCAAGGCAGUUUUGACAAUGUAUUUGCCAAGAUCAAUGAUACUCGCGCAGUUGACUGA